Molecule: messenger RNA, 375 nt
Organism: Benincasa hispida (wax gourd)
Lineage: Eukaryota; Viridiplantae; Streptophyta; Magnoliopsida; Cucurbitales; Cucurbitaceae
Molecular function (GO): nucleic acid binding
Source: RefSeq, a predicted model, not a curated record
AUGGGGUGUGACAUAGUCAGUACCUCCAAGAAGGAUUGGUCACCUAAGCUCGAUGAAGCAUUAUGGACAUACAAGACUGCCUUCAAAACUCCAAUAGGCAUGUCCCCAUAUGCUCUAGUCUUCAGAAAAGCUUGUCAUCUGCCUCUCGAGUUGGAACACAAGGCAAUAUGGGCAAGCAAAAAGCUGAACGUUGAUCUAUCAAGCGCAGGGGAAGUUCGGAAUUUGCAAUUGAACGAGUUGGUCGAGUGGCGAAUGAAUGCCUACGAAAAUGCCAAGCUUUAUAAAGAACGAACCAAGAAGUGGCAUAACGACCGCAUAAGCAACCGGACAUUCUCUGAGGGUCAACAGGUACUUAUAUUUAAUGCACGUUUGUGA